Molecule: messenger RNA, 2157 nt
Organism: Panicum virgatum (switchgrass)
Lineage: Eukaryota; Viridiplantae; Streptophyta; Magnoliopsida; Poales; Poaceae
Product: protein DETOXIFICATION 40-like
Exons: 7
Coding region: 404-1897 (497 amino acids)
Biological process (GO): xenobiotic detoxification by transmembrane export across the plasma membrane
Cellular component (GO): membrane
Molecular function (GO): xenobiotic transmembrane transporter activity; antiporter activity
Source: RefSeq, a predicted model, not a curated record
GCAGAGGCCAGAGGACACGCCGAAAAUUGUUGAAUUCAGAAAUGGACACACUUCGUGAUGUCCUUGAAAGACGCCGGGACCAAAAGAAAACUCGGAACCGAAACCAGCUUUUGCUGUAGCGUCGUGCCAGAACGUCAGAACGCCGUCGUCUUUUUCACCUGCCGCGGUUGUCCUUGCUCACUCCUGACCUAACAUGCAAAGCUUGCAAAAGUUCUCUGUCACCGAGCGCGAGCGCGACAGGGCACAUCACCAAAGGAUUUCUUAUCUUUUUGAAAAUACCAAAGCAUUUCUUAUCACGAGCUAGACGGGCACGCACCAAAAGAUCUUGCUUGCACUUGCGGCCGCUAGCGGCAGCACACCCAUCAAACGGGCUCCCUCGGUCCCUCCGUCACCCACCCAGUCGAUGGGUCGGACGGGUGACCACCACGCCGUCGACGGCCGGCUAGAGGCGCUGCUCUCCGGCGCCGGCGAGGGCGGCUCCGGGCCAUGCUGGCUCCGGCGCAUGGCGGCGGCGGCGGCGCUGGAGCUGCGGCUGCUGGCGCCCCUCGCCGUGCCGGCCGUGGUGGUCUACAUGCUCAUCAUCGUCAUGUCGUCCACCACGCAGAUCGUCUGCGGCCAGCUCGGCAACGUCCAGCUCGCCGCCGCCUCCCUCGGCAACAACGGCAUCCAGGUCUUCGCCUACGGCCUCAUGCUCGGGAUGGGCAGUGCGGUGGAGACGCUGUGCGGGCAGGCCUACGGCGCCGAGAAGUACGAGAUGCUGGGCGUGUACCUGCAGCGCUCGACGGUGCUGCUCAUGGCCACCGCCGUGCCGCUCGCCGCCAUGUACGCCUCCUCGGAGCCGCUGCUCCUGCUGCUCGGCCAGUCGCCGGAGAUCGCCGGCGCCGCCGCGGAGUUCGCCUACGGCCUCAUCCCGCAGAUCUUCGCGUACGCCGCCAACUUCCCCAUCCAGAAGUUCCUGCAGGCGCAGAGCAUCGUGGCGCCCAGCGCCUACAUCCUGGCCGCCAGCUUCGCGUUCCACGUGCCGCUCAGCUGGGUCGCCGUGUACGCGCUGGGCCUGGGCCUGCUCGGGGCCUCGCUCACGCUCAGCCUCACGUGGUGGGUCCUCGUCCUGGCCCAGUUCGCGUACAUCCUGUGGAGCCCGCGGUGCCGGGACACGUGGGCCGGGUUCACAUGGGCCGCCUUCGCCGACCUGCCGGGGUUCGCCGGCCUGUCCAUCGCGUCGGCGGUGAUGCUGGCGCUCGAGGUCUGGUACUUCCAGGUGCUCAUCCUCCUCGCCGGCGUGCUGCCGGACCCGCAGGUCGCGCUUGACGCGCUCACUGUCUGCACUUCGAUCCAGUCAUGGGUGUUCAUGAUCUCUGUGGGCUUCAAUGCAGCUGCCAGUGUGAGAGUAGGGAAUGAGCUCGGCGCGGGCAACCCCAGGUCUGCCGCGUUCUCUGCAUGGAUGGUCACCGCUCUGUCGGCCUUCGUAUCAGCAAUAGCUGGUCUCGUCACUUUCCUGCUGAGGGACAAGCUCAGCUACAUCUUCACCACCGGCGAGGUCGUCUCGCGCGCCGUAGCCGAUCUGUGCCCCUUGCUCGUUGGGACCAUCGUGCUCUGCGGGAUCCAGCCCGUGCUGUCAGGUGUGGCCGUUGGUUGUGGGUGGCAAGCAAUGGUAGCGUACAUCAACAUUGGAUGCUACUACUUCAUCGGCAUACCCCUCGGUGUGCUUCUUGGAUUCAAGUUUGACUAUGGAAUCAAGGGAUUGUGGGGAGGCAUGAUUGGGGGCACCCUGAUCCAAACACUUAUUCUGAUCUGGAUCACGUUGAGAACCGACUGGAACAAGGAGGUUGAGGAAGCGCGGAAAAGAUUAGAUAAGUGGGACGACACAAGGCAGCCCCUUCUCGCAAACAAGGAGUGAUGAACUGAUGAUGUCACAAGUCAGCUGUGGAUGAAGAACCCAUAUGCUCAAGUUGAUGCAAAAUCUUUCAGUCGACAUCGGCUUCUGCCACUGCUAUGAUCGACCACGCUGUCCAGAGAUGAACUGAUGUAUAGCCUUUUCUUCGAGAACAUGUUCUAAUUAGGGGCUAUUUGUUUCAAGGGACUCUUUUUAGUCCUUGUGACAUCAAAAGGAAUCUUAAUAUUUUGGAGUAUUUGACAGCUGAGUGCUAAUUCGCGAGA